CUCUCUGCCGAUAAUCCGUCGUAGUAGUUGCUCAGUAUAUUUGCGUCUCUGUCUGCUCUAUGGAACACAUGUGAACGUCUUUUGACUCUGAGAAAUCAAAAUAGAAAAGGAUUGUUUAGUGAUCUGUCGGAUAUUUGAGCGUGAUAAAGUCUGCAAAAAUCGCUGCAAAAAUUAAAAUAAAAAAUUUAAAAUCAAAAAUAAAUUUGAAAAAUGUGAUAAAGUGAAAGAAUAUUUCGCUUUCUGGAAUUUCCUGUGUCUUAUUAUGAAUAAAAAAAAAUUAUAUGUGAAAAAAUAGAAGGGAAGACAACAAAAAAAAGUACUUACUUGCUUCUAGUAUAGUCGUCACUCAUAGAAACAUCAUGAUUAGUCAAAUAAAACCAGACGUUUAAAAAAUAAAUAUAGUAAAGUAGCGUAAAAAUAGAUCGGCAGCGGAUAUCAAAUAAAUACAUAAAAAAAAAUAAUAAAAGAAUAUAAACAUAAUUUAGAAAAUACAAGAAAUAUUUCUUACCUGUGAAGACGUGAAGAGUGGAAACAAUAUUUGUUCGCGAUGAGUGGCAAAAGAGUUUGGACGAUGGAAAAUACGGAAGAUAAUCCCGAAGCACCCGUUGACCCUGGGUUUGGCUCUCGCGGUUACACAGAACAGGAUUAUGAAGGUCAUCGGGCACAUACAAUGUUCUUUGGGGUGCAUGUCCCGAACAGAAGAUCGCAUCGACGACACAAGGGAUCGCAAAAGCAAAUGUCGGGAAAGGGUUCGAAUGAUACAGAAAAGCAAACAACUCCCCCUGCUCAACGUGUUCAAUUCAUCCUUGGCGAAGAAGUUGGCUCCGAUGGAGAUCCUUCCAACGUUGAAACGCAUCCACUUUUUUCGGAAAUGGAAGAAUUAGUCAAAGACGGCGACGAAAUCGAGUGGAAAGAAACCGCAAGAUGGGUUAAAUUCGAAGAAGAUGUUGAGGAAGGAGGCAAUCGUUGGUCAAAACCGCAUGUCGCUACAUUAUCCCUCCAUUCCCUCUUCGAAUUGCGGAGCUACAUCCUGAAUGGCUCCAUCAUGCUCGACAUGGAAGCGACAAAUUUGGAGCAAGUAGCUGACCUUGUGUGCGAAAAUAUGGUCAACAAUGGGCAAUUGUCGAGUGAAACGCGCGAAAAAGUGCGCGAUGCGUUGCUCCGACGACACCGACAUCAACACGAACAAGCCAAAAAGAACAACAUGACGAAACUUCCGUUGAUCCGAUCGCUCGCAGACAUCGGCAAAAAUCAUUCCGCGACAAAAAGCGAUGAUUCACCAACAAAUUCGCACUCGAUAGCAAUGGCUAUUAUGGCUUUUCACACUCCCAACGCUGGAAUUUCCUUUGGUCCAGCUCUACCUCUCUGCGGGGAUCCCAUUCAAGGGUCGUUGCCUGUUCCCCCGAGUUUGGCUGAAAUAAAUAAAGGUGAAACCAUCGCAACUAGCCCGAGUUCCGUGUCGAUGCAGCGAAAUAGCAGCUCCGGCGACUUGGAAGAGAAGCACAAGACAAACACAAAUUUCAUGCGGAAGAUUCCGCCGGGUGCUGAAGCGAGUAACAUUCUCGUUGGCGAAGUAGAUUUCUUGGAUAAAAGUUUGGCGGCGUUUGUGCGACUCAAUCAAGCGUACAUUUUGGGCGAUUUGACGGAGGUUCCUGUGCCAACGCGUUUCAUUUUCAUCCUUUUGGGACCUCCGGGUAGUCAAAGUGGCUUCCAUGAAGUUGGCAGAGUAAUGGCAACUCUUAUGAGUGACGAGGUUUUCCAUGAAGUUGCGUACCGAGCGAAGAAACGAGAUCAUUUAAUCGCAGGAAUCGACGAAUUUUUGGAUGCUGUCACAGUUUUGCCUCCAGGAGAAUGGGAUCCGUCGAUCAGAAUUGAACCACCUGCAUCUGUUCCGUCACAAGAAGUGCGCAAAAAGCCCGAUAAAAAAGACAAAAAGGAGGAAAUUAACGAAGAGGAGCUCGAACAGAAGCUCCGAGAGGAAUCUGGAUUGUCGAGGACAGGAAAAUUGUUUGGCGGAUUAAUUAACGAUUUCAAACGGAAAAAGCCCUUUUACUUCUCCGAUUUCAAGGAUGCUUUGUCACUUCAAUGCGUUGCUUCAUGGAUUUUCUUGUAUUUUGCGUGCUUAAGUCCAAUUAUUACUUUUGGAGGCUUACUUGGACAAGCAACAGGCAACAAUAUCGCAGCUAUGGAAAGUUUACUGUCGGGUUUCGUGUGCGGCGUCGGUUACGGGCUCUUUUCGGGGCAACCAUUGACAAUUUUAGGCUCGACAGGUCCCGUUUUGGUAUUUGAGACGAUUGUUUAUGACUUUUGUCAGCGCGUUGGAUGGGAUUACAUCACGUUCCGCAUGUGGAUUGGCGUUUGGAUUGCUGCCAUUCUCAUUUUGCUCGUUGCUAUCGAUGCCAGCGCCUUCGUUUGCUACAUCACACGCUUCACGGAGGAGAAUUUCGCCUGUCUCAUCGCUUUCAUCUUCAUCUACAAGGCAAUCGAGAACGUGCUGAAGAUCGGCAAGGAUCAUCCGCUGAACAUGGGACAAAAUUACGAUUGUUCGUGCGUGCCGCCGGGCGAAGAUGCACGUUCCAUCUACAAAAUUCACGAGGUUUCGUCGCGCGGAAAGGCAUAUUGUCUGUCAAUUAAUGGAACACUCCUUGGAGACGAUUGUGAUAAGCCGGAAUUCGUUUCUGACGUCUUUUUGAUGUCGAUUAUCUUGUUUACCGGCACGUACAUCAUAUCAGUUGUGUUGAAGGACUUUAAAAAUGCGCUCUUUUUCCCCGCUGGAGUACGUCAAGUUGUCAGUGACUUUGCAGUAAUUAUUGCCAUCUUCACAAUGACCAUUUUUGAUUACGUCACGAAGGUUCCAACGCCCAAACUCGAUGUCCCGAGCGAGUUGAAACCAACUUUGCCGGAUCGCGGAUGGAUUAUUAUGCCGUUUCACGAGAAAAAUCCCGUUUGGACUUGUGUUCUUGCCGUCAUUCCCGCGUUACUUGGCACAAUUUUAAUAUUUAUGGAUCAACAAAUCACGGCGGUUAUUAUAAAUCGCAAAGAAAACAAAUUAAAAAAAGGUUGUGGUUACCACUUGGAUCUCUUUGUCCUUGCUGGGCUUAUUUUAAUCUGCUCCAUUAUGGGUUUGCCAUGGUUCGUUGCUGCAACUGUUUUGAGCAUCAAUCAUGUCAACUCGCUAAAAGUUGAGUCGGAAUCCGCUGCGCCGGGAGAAAAACCUCAAUUUUUGGGGGUACGCGAGCAACGGGUUACUCACAUUAUGAUAUUUGUUACCAUUGGAUGCUCUGUUAUGCUGACACCGUUGUUGAGUCAUAUUCCAAUGCCCGUGCUCUUCGGUGUCUUUUUAUACAUGGGCGCCGCAUCACUCAAGGGACUUCAAUUCUUCGAUCGUCUCCUUAUAAUGUUGAUGCCAGUCAAGUACCAACCUGAUUUCAUGUUUUUACGACAAGUACCAAUCAAACGUGUGCAUUUAUUUACACUUAUUCAACUGGCUUGCUUAGUGUCCCUUUGGUUAAUCAAGUCAUUCUCCGCUACAUCUAUUCUCUUCCCCCUCAUGUUGGUCAUCAUGAUUGCCAUCAGAAAAUCGUUAGAUUUUGUAUUUACGAGACGCGAGCUCAAAAUUCUCGAUGAUAUUAUGCCGGAAAUGGUGCGACGCGCCAAUGUUGAUGACGUUGAAAAUUUAGAAACAGAGGAGGGUAACAAAGAUGCCGAAUCAAAACUUAAUACCUCAACAUCAAAUGGAAAUCUUACUAGUUCAAUUAAUAUUAGCGAAGAAGUCAACAAAACCACAAUUUGGAAACAAGUCAAUGAUGGAAAGCUGUUUUUCACGCGAAAAUUCAAAGAAAAUAAGGAUAAGGGCAAUGAUAAAAGUGACAAAAAGGACAAAUCCUUGGAUAUGAUAAAAGAAGUUGCCGACACCGACAAUGAAAAAAGCCGAAAAACCAGCAACGUUUCACAAGUUUAAACUUGCAAAAAAAAACCUUAGCGAAUAAUUAUUCUUAUACAAGAUAUUUAAUUUGUCUAUCAAUCUUUCAAUCAUAUAAAAAAAAAAUUAACAACUUAAUUAGUACAACAUUUACAAAACAAACAAAAAUGAAUAUUUAUCGCUGGAUCAAAUAAAAAAUAGACAAACGGUACGAUAUACAACAAUUAAAUACAAUAAAAAGAGAAAAAAAAUCACAACUUAGGAGAUUAAAUAAACUAACAGUUACAGUAGCAGAAAUAAUUAAAUAAAUGUUCUUUCCCAGUUUGAUUUGGGAAAAGCAACACGUUUUUAGAUGAAAAUUAGCGAAUAUUUUUAAUUUAUUGACAAUUUGCCAGAACAAGUUCGGUUUUUGAACGAAAAGAUAGAAAAAAGGAAUAAAUUAAUUGCAUAGGUAAUUAUUAUUAGUAGAAAAUGCGAGUCGCGAUGCGUGACAUGUUUAGGAAAAAAUAAGAAAAAAAAAUGUGUUAAAGCCAAGUAAAUAAAUAAAUAAAAUGAUGAAAAUAAUUUUAGCAGAAUGAAAAAAGGAAUGUAUUUGUUAUAAUUGUUAAGGUUAUAUUCCAAAUAAAAAAAAACAUA
This is a messenger RNA of Culicoides brevitarsis, 4558 nucleotides long. RefSeq names its product electroneutral sodium bicarbonate exchanger 1 (gene Ndae1). Gene Ontology annotation, biological process: bicarbonate transport; regulation of intracellular pH; monoatomic anion transport. The record is from RefSeq and is a predicted model, not a curated record. Gene Ontology annotation, cellular component: plasma membrane. Gene Ontology annotation, molecular function: solute:inorganic anion antiporter activity; monoatomic anion transmembrane transporter activity; sodium:bicarbonate symporter activity. NCBI's taxonomy places the organism in Eukaryota, Metazoa, Arthropoda, Insecta, Diptera, Ceratopogonidae. Bases 548 to 3961 code for a protein of 1137 amino acids. The transcript has 16 exons.